Coccomyxa subellipsoidea C-169 is the source of this 1422-nucleotide messenger RNA. RefSeq lists its product as hypothetical. Lineage: Eukaryota; Viridiplantae; Chlorophyta; Trebouxiophyceae; Coccomyxaceae. The transcript is spliced from 3 exons. The record is from RefSeq and is a predicted model, not a curated record. Bases 1 to 1422 code for a protein of 473 amino acids.
AUGUCUCUGACACCGCCGAACCGGCAGGACUUGACGGCUGAAGUGCCCUGGGCAGCACCAAUGGGCCCGGAUGUUCCCACCUGCGACACCACAGUGCUGUUGGUGAGCAGCCCAGGGAGGCAGAUCUGGCCCUACAUCAAGACAAAGCAGCAUCGUGAAGGCGAUCCACACUUUCUGGAGCCAGGGUCGGGGCACUGGGCGGCAGACCUGGCAUUUGUGGAGUACCACGACAGGGCGUCCUGUGCAGAGGGCUUCUACAGGCGCAAGAACCCGCUCCUGCUAGAGGGCCUCGAGUUGAGCUUCUCCAGCAAGACCGCGAUGGACAAGCGGCUGGCGCAGCUUCAUGGCAGCUUCCAGCGCGGCAACGGUGCUGACAGGGCUGCAAAUGCAGCGAUGCGGGCUGAUGGGCCGGUGCUGCCUGCUCUGCCGCGCCAGUCCACCUUGCUUGAGGGUGUCACCACUCCGGUGGAGACCCCGGCAGAGUGCUCAGCUGCAGCGCCUGUGAAAGGCGCCAGGCCCUCCCUCGACAUCAACAGGGUGCGGCGGGAGCUCGGGUAUCCCCCGCUGCAGGGAGUCGAGAGGCCCAACAGGCGGGGAUCAGCCAUGCAUUCGCGGGGAAAUGGGAGCCAGACAGCGGGGGGUGCCCCUAAGGAGGCGCAUGGCACUGUCGAUAGCGACGCGAGGACUUCAGUGGUGGUUGAGGGCGGACAGUCAGACAAUUGCAAGACAGGAGCCAGGCGCAGGCCAGCAACUCCAGAGAGAGGAAGCGAUGAUGCGGCAGGGACUGUGGACCCCAUUUCCUCCAUUAGCCUGAAAACAGACGUGACAAUGAGCAGUGAUGCAGCUGGCAGCCAGCGUGAACGGGGCAGUAAGCCUGGUGCAGAUGAGCCGAGCAAGCGGCAGGAUGAGGAUAGCACUGUCUCAAGAUGCCCGGAUGAUGUGGGCACAGCGGACGUUCUCAGCACUGCAACCUCCCUGCAAUCGCUGGGGCCGCCCACUCCAGCUGCCACACACCCACAGCAGGCACACUUUGAAGAGGCUGAUGACAACAGCGGCCAGGGGCCCAGAGAGCAGUCAGGCACAGCUAAUACUGUGGAGGAAGCGUUGGAUUUCCUGCAGAUGCAGCUGCAAGCCGAGCGUGCCUGCCAGAGCAGCCUGGGCAGCACAGGGAGAUCUGCAGCGUCAGUGUCAGAUAAAGCCAGCACAGCCACUGAGAGGGACAGUGAUAGCUAUACCAGCAGUGUGCUGCAACAGCCCGUUGCAGAUGGAGAAUCGGUUUUUCAGCAGCCCAAUGCGGUGAUGGCGGAUGGACUCAGCGACCCUUCAUCAUCAGAUGAGUUGAGCAAUGACCUCGCGGAAAUGCUGCAGCUGAUCAUGGGAGAAUCUGACAAGUGUGUUGCCAAGGGAGGCAGCCCCGUGUAA